UGUAUGGCUGUAUCUGUUUUGUAGGUGAUGUCCCGUGGUCAAGUGGUGGAUGCAGGAACUUUAGAUUCCCUCUCCUUCAGUUUGAGUACUGAUCACUCCUGGACUUCAUCAGCUUGUGUUCUGGUGUCCCACACACUUCCAGAUGGACAGAUUGUGAAUGAUGCUCUACAAGUGACUUUCACACAAGUCCUAAGAAACACCGUAAGAGUUCGCUGGAGUCAGGACCGUGCAGAACCAGCGGACUCUGUGUCUCUCUCUGUCUCUGUGUCCAAGCCCAGAUCUCUGGUGGGAAUUCUGGUAGUAGACAAGGGAACACUGGACUCCAAAACAGACAAUGGCAUCACAGAGAAGACGGUACUGGAGGAAUUUAUGGCGUACAGCAGUGAAGUGACCCAGACGGAUUACAGUGGCAUGAAAAUGGGAGAUCCGUACUCUAUAUUCAUGAAGUGCGGUGUCACGGUUCUGACAGAUGCCAGACUGAAUCAGGAGACGAGUCAAUUGAUCCCUGCAUUCCCAGGUGAAGGACUGUUUCAGACUCAGCAUGCGGACGGGAUGUUUCAAGAACCCCGAGAGAGAAAACACUUCCCUGAAACAUGAAUCUGGAUGGAUGCUAAUAUGAGGUGUUGGUUUGUUGUUGCAGAGAGUGAGAUGUUUGAGUUUGUGGCUACUGACAAUGAAGAAAUUUUUCUGGCCCAUGUGAGGAAAGUCUCAGUGUUGAGUCAGGAUGUUACGUCCAUUUUGUUCCCCAUCAGAGCAACUGUACUGGGAGAGAUCCCCAUCUCUGUGAAAGCUGUAUCCAUCUACAGCUCAGACUUAGUCUACCAAACAGUUCAUGUCAAUCCAGAAGGAAUGGAGCAGUCGUUCAAUCAGACGUUGUUUCUGGAGUUUUUACAUAAGGAGAAAAUGCUGUCUAGAUCGAUGGAGUUCAGUUUUCCUGCAGAUGUGGUACCCGGCAGUCAGAGAGCCCAUGUGUCUGCUGUUGGUGACAUUCUGGGUCCAUCCAUGGGCAAUCUGGACUCGCUCAUUCAGAUGCCUUAUGGUUGUGGCGAGCAAAACAUGAUCCAUUUUGCUCCAAAUACUUAUGUUCUCCAAUACCUAAGGAGCACAGGACAGGCCGAAGAACAGACCAGGAGCAGGGCAAUGAGCUACAUGAUGGAAGCAUAUGAGUGUGAACUGUCCUAUCAGAGGCUUGACGGCUCCUUCAGUGCUUUUGGAGACAGUGAUUACUCUGGAAGCACAUGGUAAUCAGCGUUCAUCUUGAGAUGUUUUCUCCAGGCUCGUACCUUCAUCUCCAUUGACCGAACAGUGGUGAAGAGGACAGCUGAAUGGCUGGUGACUCAGCAGGAGCCUGAUGGGUCGUUCCGAGAGCCAGGUCAUGUCAUCCACACAGAACUCCAGGGAGGUUUGGAUGGACCUGUUUCACUCACUGCAUACAUCCUUAUAGCACUUCUAGAGGAUGAUGACUACAGAAGUACAUAUGAAGGUAGUGUGUCGUCUGCGUUGAGUUUCAUGACAUGUCGACUGGCUCAGGGCAUCUCCAGUAACUACAGUCUGUGUCUGGUCACGUAUGCGCUGUCACUGGCCAACAGCAGCGCUGCUUCAUCUGCCCUCACAGAGCUGAUGAACAGAGCGGUCAUAAGGGAAGGAAUGCCAUUUUGGAUCUCUCUGUUAGAUUCUUGGCCACCUCGUUCGGCGGACAUCGAGAUUUCUGCCUAUGUACUGCUGUCCAUGCACAGGCAGUCACAAAUGUAUGAAGGUUUCAGUCUGAUGAAAUGGCUGAGCCAACAGAGGAACCAUCUUGGUGGAUAUGGAUCCACUCAGUAUACAGUAGUAGCGAUACAGGCUUCGGUGUACGCCACAUACAGCAGUUCUGAAUACAUGGAUCUCACCAUCACAGUCAACAACCCCACCAGCACUGUGGCCAUCUUCAGCAUCGGCACAUCCAAUUACCUGCUGCACCAGAGCCAAGACCUGCCCAUGGAGGCAGAGAACCCGGUUCACAUUCAGGUGGUGGCAGAAGGGAAAGGCUUUACUCUCUUUCAGCUUACUGUGUUCUACUACGCGAACAGCCAGAGAACAUCACUCAGACGUCACAACGUUUACACAGAUGAUGCAUUUUAUGUAGACAUGUUGGACAAUGACACGUUCCGUGCUAAUCUUCACUUUUCUUUCAGUCUGAGGGAGGACCAAGGCCUGUAUCAGACAGGGAUGACCAUAAUGGAUGUGGGUUUAAUAACUGGCUUCAGCUUGGCACAAGACACCAUCCACACAGACGAUGUGGUCAGAAGAAUAGAGACACCUCCAGGACGAGCUAUUCUAUACUUAAACACUGUCACCACAUCUGAGAGGUGUGUUGAAAUACCCACCAUUCUGGACUUCAAGGUGACCAAUGUUCAGAAUGCAGUGGUCAUGAUCUACGACUACUAUGAGCCCCGACGGAAGACUGUGUGGUCCUAUACAUCAGAGAAAAGACGGGACAUGUCUGUAUGUUCACUGUGUGGGUCAGAUUACUCUCAGUGUGGGGCUCAACAUCCAGGAUGUAUUCGUGAUGGAACGCCCUCAUUUAACCAACAUCAGCUUCUGACUCUGGGCGUGACCAUAGCACUCCUCAUCCUCCUGUCAAUCUACAACUAAUCAGCGUUUUCCCUUUACACUGGCCUGAGAUCAGUUUGGCAAGAUGACAUACAGUAUCUUCAAAUUCCCACACAAUAGACUUCAUUCAUGAAACACUAGCAGAACACAAGUAUUUUAGUUUUAUGUCUUCGUAAAACCACUGUUACAUAAAUAUUCAUAUCCAUGUGUUGUUAAAACAUCGGUUCAUAAAGCAAAUCUUACGUUAAUUGUCACAACAAGGGCCCCCAAAUGGUCUCAUUCAUGAAAUACAAGCUGAACAAACUUCUGUGUAAAUCAUUCGUACGUCCAUUCUUAACCAUUAUAUUAACUGUACGAUUUUAAUAAAAACAUGACAGAGAUCAUUUACAGCAGACACAUGAAUGUGCCAAUUUAUGUAAGAACGAUUCUUGAACAAUUGGUUUU
Molecule: messenger RNA, 3036 nt
Organism: Myxocyprinus asiaticus (Chinese sucker)
Lineage: Eukaryota; Metazoa; Chordata; Actinopteri; Cypriniformes; Catostomidae
Product: CD109 antigen-like
Cellular component (GO): extracellular region
Source: RefSeq, a predicted model, not a curated record